AUGUCGUUUUCACUGGUUGCUUUCACCCUCCCUUUGGCUGCAGCCCGACAUGACACCGUCGUCAAAAAGUCCAAGCCGGUCCGAGUCACUACAGUUUUGCAGCUGCUGCGGAGGCUGCAGCAACGUCACUGCGAUGUGACUCCAGCAGAGGCUCAGCAGGUACUCGCAUCCUUCCAGAAGUCCCAGCAAUGGCAACAUGCGAUACAUGUCCUCCGUGCCCUUCAGUGUGCAGACAGCAUCAACUACGGUGCCGUCCUCAAUGCCUGUGCCAGAAGCAGCAGAUGGGUUGCUGCGUCGGCCCUGGCUUUGAACUUGAAGCAGCUGGGACUGGAAACGAAUGCGAUCAUGGAGAAUACGCUGAUCGACAGCUUGGCACCGCUCUCUGCUUGGGAGAGGCCGUUGGAGAAACUCAUGGCGAUGCGGCAGAAAGGAAUUCGCUACAAUCGUGCAAGCUUUGGGUCUGCAUUCGGCUCCUCUUGGCAGCAGGUGAUGGCGAUGCUCAGAGUCGCGACAGGACUCGACCUUCGGCCAGAUGUGAUCACUUUGGGUUCAGCUUUGCACUCGCUUUCCGAGAGCUGGACAAUGUGCCUACGCUUCCUCCUGCGCAUGAGAAGUUCCGCCUCCCGACCCAACAACGUAUGCCUGACAUCUGCGAUGGGCUCCUGUGAAAACUGGCAGCGUGCGCUGGCGAUAAGUUCGCGCCGCAGAGAUGGACUGGACGACGUUGGCUUAAGUUCUUUGAUUCUGGCGUGCCAAGCCACGUGGCAGACCGGGGUUCAACUUCUGGUAGAUGCAGGCAAGUGCCCUCGAAACAAGCGUUGGGACGAGGGCACGCCUUUGGGGGGAUGCGUGCAGGCUUGCUCCCGACAAAGGCAGUGGGAGACGUCGCAGCAGUUGCUGUCAGUUAUGCAGCACUGCUCGGUGCGCAAGGAUCUCUCUGCCUACGCUGCUGCUUUGCCGGACGCCCUCACGUCCGUUUGGUCUGCAGUCGUGCAGGCUGUGCAAGAUGCCAGAAGCAGCGGAUUCUCGCCACAACGCAUGGGCAGCUGGUCUUCCAUAUUGCUGGCUUUCAGAGACCUGUGUGCCGAAGGAUCGUGGAGAAUAGCUCUCUCCAGCAUGGACGCAUUGAAUGGAGGGAUGUUGCCCUCGCUUUGCAGAAGGAGUCUUGCCCAAGGCCUGUGCGAGCAAAGUUGCUGGCCGCUUGCCCUGGCCCUGGCGACCCUGGCGAGCUCGCCCGCUCCCAGCCUGCUGAAUGCUGCUUUGUCUGCCUGCCGAGCCGGUGGGAACUACGAGCUAGGCCGGAGCCUGCUGCUCCAGCACAUCACGGAGAGCUCGGACUCCGAGAGCCUCACCGUCAGCUUCAACCUCCUUUUGAAGAUCUGCGAAAGAGACGAGCUCUGGCAGGAAGCCUUGGACCUCCUCUCAGAGAUGUCCUCCUUGCAGGUCAGGAAGACAGAAGCGACUUUCACGGCCGCGUCGAGCGUUUUCCAGGGCGACCACUGGCCCUGGGCCUUGCACGCUUUGCAGGCCUCGGGGUUUCGGGAGCUUGCGGAGUCGGUCCAGGUCCGAACGGCCCUGAUCCAUGCCUUGGGAACCGACGCGCAGUGGCAAUGGGCUCUGCUUCAGCUCUCGGAAAUGCCAAAUCCUGAUCUGAAGGCUUACGGUGCUGCCCUCACUGCCUGCGAAAGAGGCUGCGAGUGGCAGAGGGCGCUCCUUCUGUUCCGGUUAGCUCAGCAUCUGCACUCGGCCGAUCUCCUCCUGUUUAAUGCCGCCAUCAGCGCCACGGAUAAAGCGGGAAACUGGAGAUUGGCUCUGGCACUGAUGAUGGAACUUGAAGCAACGCUGCAGCCUGAUGAAAUCACGCUAAGUGCUGUCAUCAGUGCCUGCUCCAGAGGGGCCCGGUGGCAGUGGGCGCUGGCGUUUCUGGCAGAGCUUCCCUCAAGAAGUAUACCAGCGAGUUCUAUCCCCUUCAACUCUGCGAUCAGUGCAUGCGAGAGGGGCUCUCAGUGGAUCCGGGCCCUGGUACUGCUUGAGGACAUGCUCAGGGAAAGCCUGCCGGUCGACGAAAUCACCUUCAAUUCAGCGAUCAGUGCAUGCGAAAAGGGAGAGCUGAAAACCUAG
This is a messenger RNA of Symbiodinium sp. CCMP2456, 2121 nucleotides long. Lineage: Eukaryota; Dinophyceae; Suessiales; Symbiodiniaceae. The record is from the annotation of a GenBank genome assembly.